Caenorhabditis elegans is the source of this 1284-nucleotide messenger RNA. It is a transcript of the gene ZC477.3, whose product is annotated as Coiled-coil domain-containing protein 51. Lineage: Eukaryota; Metazoa; Nematoda; Chromadorea; Rhabditida; Rhabditidae. The record is from RefSeq and is marked reviewed.
AAACUUGCUGGCGCAAUUCUCGAUGUGAGUACGUCCAUCUGAUGUAAAUAGUUUAAACCGAGCUGUAAACAUGCUCACACGUCGCUUAGGAUCAAAUAUUCGAUGGCUAAAACAUUAUAAAUACAGUACAAAUGCACAGGAACCAACAAAAGUCAGGGGCAAAAUCGACCAAUAUGUGGACGUUUAUGAAGAGUUCAUUGGUGUUAAAACUGUUCGGCAAGCUCAAGAAGAAGUUAUGAGGUGGGAAAAAAAGUUGAGUGAGGCUCAGCUGGUUCGCCGGGAAAAACAGUCGGAGAUCAACAAUCUACAGUCUCGUCUAAAAGAAAUACAUUUCGAUUUGGAUAGAACCAGCAGAGGAGAAGAUAAAUAUCUUCAAUUGUUAACUGAGGAGCAUCAAAUUAUUAAAAAAGAACGAGAACUGCUGAAUUCAUUCGAAGGACUGGAAACUGCGGAACGUGAAGCUUUCCAUCAACUUUCCAUGAGAGUACGAUCAAGCCACGAAAGAGAAAGAGAACGUGCUGAAAAAACAAAAUGGUGGGGAGUUUCUGCAUCUCUAAUUGGAGCACUUCUCGGAAUCGCUGGAACUUCGAUUGGAAAUGAGCUGAGAAUGAGAAAACUGAAAGAAAUGCUUCCAAUAGGAGGAGCUCAAAUGAGUGAAAUGGCCAAAGCGAUUGGAGAGCAAAACGAGAAUGUCGCAAUUUUCCUUGCGGAUAUGCGAAAAGCUCUACAAGUAGAUGGAGUGAAGCCAACUGACGCACUGCCAGAAUCUGAUGUGAAGAAGGUCAGUGAUCUUGAUAAGCUUCUGACAACGAUUCGAGAAGAAAAUGCUCGUCUUUCCAAAGAAAUGCGGGAACUAUCACGGUUGGCUCAGUUAGAAGCAGCGUUAGAUGCAGACCCAACAUCAGUCGUAUACGUUGGAAGCGACAUGGAACGACUUCUCGAGCAGACCGAAAAGAAUAUUGAAUCAAAAAUGAAAUUGCGAACACUUCUGACUGUUGUUGUCAUUUAUACCGCUGUCGCCGUAACUGCUCCGUGGCUUUAUGCCGUAUUCCGAGGAGAUUAGCCUUCGACCUUUUUACUCAUUUUAAUUUCGUUUAGAUUUGUUUGCAUUACUUCAAUUGUAUUCCCGGUAUAUAUAUUCACGUGCUGCCAAAAGAAUGUUACAAUGUAAUUUCUAGAGAACGUUUCCCUCGACGGGUGAUUUAGUAGACAAGUUUAUCACUUAUGUAAUCUUUUUCCGAAAAUUUUUGAAAAAUAUAAAUAAAAUCGAUCGAUUAUCACUUU